UUGUAUCUCCAACGGCAUGACGUUGUCACUUUUUCUAACCAUAUUAAUUAUUUUUGAAUUAUCCAAAUGACAAGUUAGAAAAAUGGAAGAAUGCUGAAAUAUGUGAUAAAAAAAUUGAAAAGUUAUUAAAAAAAUAUUUCGAAUGCAAAAAUGACCGAAAUAGGCUGAAAAUUUGUAAUUGAAACAUGGUUUUUUUAUUCUGCGAUUGACUCUCUGUGAGAGAACAAUAGAUUCCCCUCCGUUUCACCUCCUGCAUGCCCGCACCGCCGUAAAUACCUGAACCUCUCGCGUAGUUUAUCAGAUGGAGCAGGUGCCUCGACACAAGUGUAAAUUUAUCAUCAAGUAAACAGUGACUCUAAAUAUUUAUUUCUUAUCAUUUAACCCUCAGGCUGAAAGUCUUUCCAUAUCGUCAUUGAGAAGCCUGAAACGAAAGGUAUUGCUCCAAAAUGUCGUCUGAAGAGAUGGAGAAAAUUCUGAAACUGUACAAGACAAUUGCUCAAAACCCGUCAUUAACAGCUGCGAAAAUCGUACGCACAACUGCGAGUGAGAUUGCGGUGGAGAGCACAUGGAGCCAGAGAAAUUUGGAGAGAACUACUAAUCAAAAAUUCCAAAUUGAGUACUCCUUGACGAGCAAUUUUCAAGUUCAGUCGCAGAGCUUCCCCGUCGAUAUUACGUCUGAGCUCGCUUCCAAGACCACCGAUGACAACCAGCGCAAAGCAGUCCUCCGUACUGCCCCAGGAAAAGAGAAAGACGCCCCAAAGCAAUUCAUCGAGAUCUGGGACCAGCGCUGCCAGAUGAAGAACUACGACCUCUCCGCGUUGGACGUUCAUGGUGACGUCUACACAGACAGCGAGUUCGGUUCGUUCCAGUGGUCCCCAGACGCCACAAAACUCCUGUACAUUGCCGAGAAGAAACUGCCGAAGUCCGAGCCUUUUUACAAGCAGAAGCCCCAGGACAAGAAGUCGGAGGAUAAAGCUGAGAAGGAGGACAAGGAGUCGAAGGAUGAACCAGAGAAGGAGGACAAGAAGUCGGAUAAACCUGAGAAGGAAGAACCAGUGAAGGGGAAUGAGUACAUCUACAAGCCGGACUGGGGAGAGGCGUUGGAGGGGAAGCACCAGCAGGUGGUGGUCGUUCUGGACACCACGACCGACACUUUGACGGUUCUUCCGGGGAUUGAUGAGUCCUUGUCCCCUGGGCAGGUGGUCUGGACGCCGAAUGGCGAUGGAGUCGUUGGAAUCGCAUGGAACCACGAGCCUAGAUACCUGGGCCUGAUCGCCUGCACCAACAGAGAAUCCUGGGUCUUCCUUCUCAAAAACGGUACCUUCCAGAAAUUGUCCGCCGAUAAAAGGGGAGUGAGAUCGCCCAGGUUCAGUCCAGACGGGAAGAAACUUGUCUGGUUGGAGCGAGAGCUCAAUGGGCCCCACCACACCACCCACAGACUCAUGUCGAUCGACUGGGAGAGUGAGGAGAGGACUCCAAGUAUUCUGAUCGACCUCGUGAAGACCAAGAUAGAUAUCAACAAAGGAGUUCCCUUCUACGGACUCUACAAUCGAGAUUUACCGAGGAGAUGCUGGAGCAAGGACUCGAGAUACUUAUUCCUGAGCACUCCCCAGCGAUCGAAUGUCAGGUCUUACGCACUGAACACUGAAACAAAGGUUCUGACUGAGAUCGAUAAUGAUGAUACUAGUCUGGUGGUGCUGGACGUCUCUGAUAAUGUUGUUUUGAUGCUGAAUACCUCGUUGCUGAGGCCAUCCAGACUGGUGGCCACUAGGUUCGAGGGGGAGGCGGGCAAAGUGGAGCUGAGUGGCAUCACUGAGGCCCGUGUGAUCGAGGGAAUGGAGAACUUGAAAGCUGAGAGCGUGGAUUAUGUGUACGAGGGGGAGGAAACUGUGAAGGACUUCAAUUUCACUUAUUUUGGACCCCAAAGCGGGGGCGAGAGGGAGGUUCCCCUGAUUAUUGUGCCUCAUGGGGGUCCCCAUGCCAAUUAUGCGAAUAUUUUCUAUUUGGAGUAUUCUUUACUUGCGUUAUUAGGAUAUGGAAUAGUCCAAGUGAACUACAGAGGCUCCACUGGAAUGGGCCUCGACAACGUGGAGUACCUCCAAGGGAGAGUGGGCGAUGUAGACGUGAAAGACUGCGUGACAGCGACGAGAGAAGCCCUGAAGAAAUACCCCUGGUUGGACCCCGACCGAGUGGCCCUGAGUGGUGGCUCUCACGGAGGAUUCCUCGUCACUCAUCUCAGUGGACAAUAUCCGACCAUGUACAAGGCAGUUGUGGCCAGAAAUCCAGUCAUCGACAUCGCAGCCAUGUUUACGAUAUCGGAUAUCCCUGAUUGUCGUAAUGCAUUGCGAAAAGACGAGAGAAUUAGGCUACAUCACGACGUGUGUGCAGCAGUGACGAACUCGUCGUACGACGAGAUGUCAUCGGAGGAAACAGCAGAGAUGGUUGUGAAAAUGUUCAAGUGUUCGCCAAUUGUUCAUGCUCACAAGGUCAAGGCACCAACGCUCAUGCUAAUUGGAAAGAAUGAUCUACGAGUACCACCAUCACAGGGCAAACACUGGUAUCUUCGUCUCAAGGCCAAUGGAGUGAAAACAAAAAUGCUAGUAUACGCCGACAACCAUCCCCUCAGCACAGGACCCGUCGAAAUCGACGAGAUAAUCAACGCGAUUUUGUGGUUCAACGAUAAUCUAAACGCCAAAGUCAACGAUCACAUCAAGAGUGAUUGAAUAUCCCAACUAUUUUUGUUAUUAAAUCUGUUCUUUUUAUUACAAUAUCUUAAAUAAUAAUACACAAUCAAUUCUACCACACUUUACCUUGAAUUACCACUUUUGUAAUAAAAUGCAUUUAAAUACAAAUAUAUUUACAACAAUGACAAGUCA
Molecule: messenger RNA, 2876 nt
Organism: Diachasma alloeum
Lineage: Eukaryota; Metazoa; Arthropoda; Insecta; Hymenoptera; Braconidae
Product: acylamino-acid-releasing enzyme
Exons: 9
Coding region: 447-2723 (758 amino acids)
Biological process (GO): proteolysis
Molecular function (GO): serine-type endopeptidase activity
Source: RefSeq, a predicted model, not a curated record